AUGGACUCGACACUCGCUCAACCGUUAAAGCUCAAAUGCGGCCUUGUUCUGAAAAACCGCUUGGUCAAGGCUGCAAUGGCCGAAUGCAUGGCCGAUAACAGUGGCCUUCCGACCGUAAAGCACAACAAUAUCUACCGAGAAUGGGGGGAAGGUGGUUGGGGCAUGAUUCUCACUGGAAACGUCCAGGUUGAUAGCAUGUAUUUAGGAGAUGCGCGCGACGUUACCAUCAAUCCUGCCCAAGAAGCAGAGAUUUUGGAGAAAUGGAAGAUCUGGGCUGAGUCCUGUACCUCAAGCGGGACCCCAACUGUCAUGCAAAUAAACCAUCCAGGACGCCAGUCACCGCUGGGGGCAGGAUCUCGAGGUCUUUGCGGACAGAAUAUUGCUCCGAGCGCGAUUCCAUUGGAUUUGGGUUCUGGGUUUGUCGCUAGAUUUGCAAGCUCAUACAUAUUCGGCAAGCCGCGCGAAAUGACUCUCGAGGAUAUAGAGCAAGUGGUGAAACAGUUUGUCGACUGCAGCAGGCUUGCGCUCAAAGCGGGAUUUCAGGGUGUAGAGAUCCACGCUGCGCAUGGGUAUCUUCUGGCGCAAUUUUUGUCGUCAAAGACGAAUCAGCGUACUGAUGGAUAUGGAGGUUCAGCUGAGGGACGGGCGAGGAUUGUGGUUGAGAUUGUUGAUGCUAUUCGCAAAGCGCUCCCGGCAGAUUUCUGCGUGGGUAUCAAGUUGAAUUCUACAGAUCACCAGUCGCGUGAGGCGCUAUCGGAUUUUGUGGUACAGCUCAGGACGAUAGUUGAGGCUGGGGUAGACUUUGUUGAGAUCAGUGGUGGUUCUUAUGAAGAUCCUCAGAUGAUGCAAGCAUCCACCCAAAUCCAGAAAGAAAAAUCAUCACGCACCAAUGCACGCGAAGCCUUCUUCCUCGAAUUCGCCAGCGCGAUCCGUCACGAAUUCCCUACCGUCCCCUUGAUGGUUACCGGAGGCUUCCGAACAAGAGACGGAAUGACUCGAGCCAUCAAGAGCAAUGCAUGUGAUAUGGUUGGCCUGGGGCGGCCAGCUGUGCUCGAGCCGUCUCUGCCUAGAAGCAUUAUAUUGAACAACGAGGUUUCUGACGAAAUGGCGCAUGUUAUGACGACCCCGAUUGCACCUACAUGGUAUAUUAAGAUGACCGGAGUAAAGUCUGCGGGCUCAGGGGCAGAAAGUAAAUGGUACAGUCAACAGAUACAGCACAAGGGGAGUCAGAAGUAG
Talaromyces amestolkiae is the source of this 1236-nucleotide messenger RNA. RefSeq lists its product as uncharacterized. Gene Ontology annotation, molecular function: oxidoreductase activity; FMN binding. The coding region runs from base 1 to 1236 and encodes 411 amino acids. The transcript is spliced from 4 exons. NCBI's taxonomy places the organism in Eukaryota, Fungi, Ascomycota, Eurotiomycetes, Eurotiales, Trichocomaceae. The record is from RefSeq and is a predicted model, not a curated record.